CCGUCCGCCAUUUCUGACCUCUCGCCAUGGCUUUCUCUUCUAUUUAUUCCCACCUCCAUUGAAGAGCAUUACCCACGAAUUAGAUUAUCGAAAUACGAGGAGAGAUAGAAGAAAAAGGGUAAGGGUUGAUGUACCCUUCUUCUUCUUCUUCAUCCGUCGAGAUUUUUAGCUUUUUUUAUUGGGUAGAUUGAUUUUUUUUUUCGUUUGUUAACGAUGGUCACGGAGGUUUUGCGGCCGCAAAAUUGUUUGGUUGACCGGAUAAGAAAUUCUCCGGCGGUUUUUCAGCAUCGGAGGAACAGUCACCGGAAACCGCCGUCGCGACCGGAUCAGAGGAGACGGUUCGGCUCCGACGACGCAAAGAAGGCGAUCACCGAAUCCGCCGACGAUCUGAGUACGGAGAAAGUAACGAUUCUGAGAAGAGGAGAGUCCUUGGAUUCGAAGAUCUAUCGCGAGAAAUCGCCGUCGAAUAACGACGACGGAAUCGCAGCUCCAAAACCGUCGGAGACGGCAGUCGGUGACGACAUCUAUGCCGGAUCGGCGAUAUCCGUCGUGUCGCCGGCGCCGAGCUCGCUACCAUUCCCGUCGUUCUGGAGGAAGAACAAUAGCCAAGUCGUUCCAGUAGAUGACUCGGCGACUCGGGAUCUCCGGCGAUUGCUCCGCCUCGAGUUAUGAUAAACGGGAAUCCGAAUCAUCUCCGUUACGGUUUUCGCGAUUCGUUAAGAUUCGUCCUUCUCCUGACGUUUUUUAAAGAACGGGGGUUGAUCUGAGAGUCGUGAAGAAGUUAGGGGUGGGAUUUAGAAAAAAUUAUAUUAACUGUGUACUUUGUGAGGCCGGGGUUGGAAGAUUCGCGAGAAUUUCUUUGGGGUCAAAUUGUAAAACGAGGUAGAAAUGUGGGUUGAAGAAUUAAAUAUUUUCUGCGACAUAAGAUUCGUGCGUGUCGGGCUAAAUUCGGGCAAAUCUGGAGAAAAAAACAUUUAUUUUGCUAUAUUUUACCAUCUA
Tarenaya hassleriana is the source of this 999-nucleotide messenger RNA. RefSeq lists its product as uncharacterized. The record is from RefSeq and is a predicted model, not a curated record. The transcript has a single exon. Bases 214 to 672 code for a protein of 152 amino acids. NCBI's taxonomy places the organism in Eukaryota, Viridiplantae, Streptophyta, Magnoliopsida, Brassicales, Cleomaceae.